UGGAGGAAAAUCGUCUCUUGGCGUUAAAGACUGCUUGCUGGCGCUGCGACCUGCGGUAAGCUGUUUCCAGAACCUACUGUCCACUUUGCUGCCAACAUCAAGUUUGAUUGAAGUUUGUUGAAAAGGGAAGAGACGACGCUCAAUCUCAGCCUGAAUGCUGACGUCCUGGAUCUGAACCUUUUCCUUCCACUCUGCCUGCCAGCUGUGAGCUUUGUUGUCUUCUUUCCCAAGAACUCCAACUUAAAGUCUCUUUAUUUGACCUAAAGACUUUUAAAGGGUUAGAUUUCAGGGAAGACCUCCCUGGAUUCUCCUGUGUGACAACAUGGCAAAGAAAAACAGCCAGAAAGAUACCUCUGGUGUGGUGUUCGACACGCGUUCUAAGAUGGUGAUGUCCCAGGGAGGAACAGCCGAGAGGGUGAAGGAGAAGAUCAGCGCUGUGAGAGCGGUCGUCCCCAACAAAAGCAACAACGAGAUAGUGCUGGUGUUGCAGCAUUACGAGAACUGUGUGGACAAGACGGUGCAGGCUUUCCUGGAAGGGAGUGCAGAUGAGAUCCUGAAGGAGUGGAGCGUCACCGGCAAAAAGAAGCCCAAGAAGAAAAAGAAGCCAAAGCCCCAACCAGAGGUCUCUGCUCAACCUGCUUCCCCCGAGGCCACACCCCCCGGAGAGAGCAAGGAUGAGAUGAACGGCUUUCACGCCAACGGAUCCGUGAUGGACGGGGAGUCUCUCGAUUCGCUGAGCGAGCAGCUGGACUCCGCUUCUCUAGAUGCAGCUGAGCUGGACUCUGAAAACGCUGCAUCCGAAACCACCGGUGCAGAAGCAGAAAGCCAAGGCAGCGCUCCGAGUCCUGCUUCCCAACCAGGAGGAAGAAAUCACCACCAGGUUUCCAGAGGCAACAAGUCACGACACAGAGCAGGCUCAAACGUCCACGCCCCCUCCUUCUCGUUAGCAUCUGAUGAGCAGGGGUCAUCAGGAGUCAAGAAGAUGGCUACAAACAUCGAUCGCUCUGUAAAAGACCUGCAGAGGUGCACCGCCUCGCUGACCCGCUACAGGAUGGUGGUGAAAGAGGAGAUGGACUCCUCCAUCAAGACGAUGAAGCAGACAUUUGCGGAGCUCCAGAGCUGCCUAAUGGACAGAGAAGUGACUCUGUUGUCAGAGAUGGACAAAGUGAAAGCUGAGGCCAUGACGAUUUUGGACGCCCGGCAGAAAAGGGCGGAGGAGCUGAGGCGGCUGACGGACCGGUCUGCAUCCAUGUCUGAGGAGCAGCUGGCUGAACUACGUGCAGACAUCAAGCACUUUGUGAGUGAACGAAAAUAUGACGAAGACCUUGGGAAAGCUGUCAGAUUUACAUUUGAUAUUGAACCCCUGAAGACGAGCAUCUCUGGGUUUGGAUCAGUGUACCAUCCACGGACAGGCUAUUCAAGCCGGUCCCGCUGUAGCUCCACAUCGUCCUCCAUCACCAGCCCAGGACUGCUGGAGACACCUCCCCCCCCUCAGACCCAGAGUGCCCCUGCAGAAACCCGUCCCCCUCCUGCUAAACAGAUUUUCCAAGGAAACAGGCGCACCUACCAGGGACAAGGGUACCACUCAGGCGGUCAGAGGUUUAACGGCAGUUCCCACCAUGACAGGAACGCCGGCCGAGGGAGCUAUCGUCAUCAGAGUGAUGGCGGCUCCUCUGGCCCCACGCCGCAGCACUCCAACAGCUCCAAAGGCCCCUCCCACUCCUCGUCCUACAAUCAAGAGCGACCCGCUCACAACGGGCUGCCCCAGAGGCUUCCUCGAACCCACUGCCCUUGACAUCGGAAAUCCGCUCAGUUAAACCCAUCCACUACCCCCCCCCACCUUCCUACUAAUUCCUUUCAAUGAAGAAUAGUAAACACGUUUACAUAUUUCAGUCAGUUGAGCUGUAGUGCCACCUCUCUGCAUCCUUCAGACUUCCUCUUCCAUCUCUGUUCUGUUCUGGUGACAGCUUCUAUCUUUAGCCCCCUGAGAGAGUUCAUGCUAUGCUAUUGUCGGUUUCUGUCUUUAGUUCCCGCAUCAAGCAGUCUGCCAGAGACUGAUGUGAUCACCUGCAACAAUCUGCACUAUUGAAGUUGAACUUUUAGUACUUUUUCUAUUUUUGCCGUGGCGCCGUCAGCUCUCUGACACGAAGCUCGGAUGUUUUUGUGUUUGUAGUUUUUAUUUUUUUUCUCCUCGUCUCCAAGAACCAUUUCAAUGCCUUCACCAUGGAAACGUUGUGAAAGCGCAAAAGUAGUUGGAGCAUCGACAGGGAAUUCUGUGGUCUGAGUGGUGGACAUGCAAUCAACACUACAAACUCCUUCUAAUCUUUGUUCGAUAAAAAGAGACAUAUCAAACUGUAACUCAGAGCUUUAGGAAGGCUGCUAGGAUGUUUACGCUGGGACUCGGACACGUUAGGACACAGACGUUUCCUGUUAAAGUUGUAGUUUAGCAUUUUUCUAUGUGCUCUCUUCCUCUUUGUGCAGAGUUGGUGUGCUUUUGUCUGUGGGCUGAACACACACACAUCAGCAUGUUGGCUCCACACAGAAACAACAUGAAAGUUCACAUGACUCCUGUCAGCAGUCUGAGCUCAUCUGAGCCUGUUUCCUAAAGGCUGCCCAGAGUCCAGUGUGCCCCUCCCAUCUGUCUGGGGGGGGGGGGGGGGGGGGUCACUGUUUGUGCACAGGCUUGCUGUUCACUAUUGUCUGAGAGGGCUUGUUUUGUUAAAAAAAAAAAAAGGUGAAAACUCUAAAGAAGCUCCUUUGAUGACCACGUGCGGUUUCCUGAUUCUCAACAUUUGUUCGGUUCUGCAUGUCUGUUGCUUUUCUUAUAUGCACACAAAUGGCGUUAAUGUCAUGCUUGCCUUUAGUCACAUUCACCUUUGCCUUUCUGCAAACAUGGAUGUCUCCAUUACUGUUUUCUGAUUGGAUGGUACGUGCAGAUCACUGUGGAAUUUCUAGGGUCUAAAACCUGCUCGCCCCUCUUUAUAAAAGCCCUCCACCCCCACCCUGCGCACGGUCCAGCAGCAGGAGUUAGAUCAUAUUGGUGAAUGGAGGGUUGACUGCUUCAUGGCUGCCAAGUUGGUCCAAAGCUGCUGAUAUCUGAAAUGUCCUUGUUUUUUGCCCCGUUAGAGAACAAAUCUGUGGUGAAUACCUCUUAGCUGCUCCUCCUUUAGUCCGUUUCCCUACAGCAGCUCUUAUUACGAGACGGGGACCCCCUUCUCUUAUUGUAGUUAUGUACAUAGACUGAGCUGCAGCUCCGUAGUGGCAAACCAAUCACGUUACUUUAUUACUUCAUGAAGUGUCGUCUUCCUUUAAGAAGGUUUUUGGGGAACAAAUUAAUUCUAAAGUGUUUUUUCUUUUUCUUUGUUUCCUCAAUGUUUGUUUUCAUGGCUUCCUGUUCAUGGGGUCUUUCUUCUGUUGUGGAGAUUAAAAAAGAUCGACCCUAGUAGUGGAAUUAGUGGAGGAACUAUUGCGAAGUUGUUAGCAGGCUUUGUUGAAUGACGGUUGAUGAGGCUCGGCUGAAAGGUUAGUUCAGUGUUUUGGGCACGUGUGUUUGGUUUCUGGUCAGACGCACGAAGGUUGUGUGAGCUGUUGGCUUGCUUUAACGUGAGUCCCAGACCAGAGAGCCUGUGCAGGAGAUGGUCUCUAGAAAAGCUCUGGAGGAGCAAAAAGAGGGUAGUUUUAGGUUGUUUUGGGCUUUUCGUUAGUGCUAAAGGAAUAAAAAUUUUGAUUACAGCAGCAGUUCUGGGUCUGAGUGAGCUCCACGUCUGUUUGGGUUCACUGGCCCUUUCUGUGGGACCAUCCUGGACAGGGGUUCCGGCCUGCUGUUGGAUCCUCCUAGCAGCUCCUCUAAAGCCGACAUCACAAUACGGCUCCGUUUGAACCAGAGCGUAAACAUUUUGGAUCAGCUCGUCUUCAGCUAACGAAGCUUGUUGCCAGGCAACCUCUGGAUGUUUUUGUUCGAGCAGCAAAUGUUGAGUUUUGCACGCCAAGUGAGUCUGAGAGGGGUCGGCAGGCGGUCACAUUCAGGUGGUUACCUGUGGCCUGAAGGUGAAGCAGACCCCACAGCUUUCCUCUCAUGUGGUCUCCGAGGGCGGGCUGCACUGUGGUGUAACCUAACCCUGCAGCAGCUCUGGAUUCACUCACUUUCUGUUUGACAUUCCAAAUUCUAAAUUAACCGGUCCCAUCGGAAACAACUGCCUCUCGCUUGUCCCCAGCCUGUAAAAACAAAGUCCAAAGGGGAUAAAUCCAUUUUUCCUGUAUAUACGUAAAUGUAGCUAUAUGACUGUGCUCACAUAGGGCGUUUUGUAUGUGAUAUUCAUACUAGGCAUAAUGGAAGUGAAAACAUCUGGUUGGGUCAUUCUUCCACUAGACUUGGUGUCCUUUCUUCUGAAACAACUGUAAACUCAAGUGCCUUUUCUCGUCUCCCACUGACUCCUCCACAUCCUCCACCUGAUUAUGGACCAAAGACAUCGACCGUCCCUGACUGCCCAGCCCUCUCUCCCUCUCACUGAAUGGCACACUUUUCAUUUACUACAAAUAAACUGUUUGCAAUACCAA
Molecule: messenger RNA, 4557 nt
Organism: Nothobranchius furzeri (turquoise killifish)
Lineage: Eukaryota; Metazoa; Chordata; Actinopteri; Cyprinodontiformes; Nothobranchiidae
Gene: spats2
Product: spermatogenesis associated serine rich 2
Cellular component (GO): cytoplasm
Molecular function (GO): protein binding
Source: RefSeq, a predicted model, not a curated record